Molecule: messenger RNA, 1080 nt
Organism: Suillus paluster
Lineage: Eukaryota; Fungi; Basidiomycota; Agaricomycetes; Boletales; Suillaceae
Exons: 5
Coding region: 1-1080 (359 amino acids)
Source: RefSeq, a predicted model, not a curated record
AUGACCCCAAUUCCUACCGACUGGGCAUUGCACACCACAUGCAUUGCUGCUGACUUCGUUCACCAGCUCUUCGCUUGCCAUGUCGGCGAUCGGCAACCGUUGGCGUCGCCUCCAUUGGCACUGGAUGUGCCGACCAUGCUCGCUUGUCGGCAGUUAGCCCGAGUGCUCGCCGAUGCAUAUGCAAACCCGAUUCAGCUUGAUCUUGACAUGAUUCGUUACAAUGAAGCCCUCGACAAACGGUCCACAGGGAGGAUCACAAAACAUGAAGAUGCUCUGCUCCAAAAAUUUCCUUGUAGUUCCCAACAAUUGUUGGAGAAGCCCUCAGUGCUCAUGGAUUCCGGGGGCCAUAUCAUCUUAUGGUAUCUUCCGGACACCAUUAGCCCGUGGAUUCAAGCCGAGAUGGCAGCAGCCACGGUCGGGAUGGGCUACCUCCUGAAAACAAGCAUCACCAGUGGACAAGAGUCCAACUGGAGAACAUUCUCCGGUCAUUUUCACAUGAGCGAUUGCCACCUGCUAACCCCAGGAUGCAUCAACAUAGCCCCUUGCUGGUUCCAGCAAGGCCGAGAGCCUUAUGGAUUCCCCCCCACUGGUGGCUUCACCCCGGAGGUGUCGGCUAUGCUGAAGGGCGAAGGUGGUCCGAAGGUCAUAUUAUCGAUGCAGCGAUCGGCACUCCUGGCCUCGGCGGCUCUUCGGGUGAUGCACCCAGAGUUGUAUUGGGCUUUGGUCACCACACAGAUGAAACUCGCUCGAUGGGCUAUGGAAAAUGAGCUUGAUGGCAUGCAAUGCCCUCUUCACCGAGAUCCGAGAUCUACUCCAGAAGGGUUCGACGUCAUGACCAGUGUUGGCCAUUAUUGCGAUGGCCUCAUGACGCUGUCCAAUCUCGGCAUUCAGUUGCGAUAUAACUCCAGUGCCAUGGUCGGCUGCUCCGGACACAUUGUCAGGCAUGGCGUCACAUUCAGGGGUGAUCGGUUCAUGUGGGCAUGGUUCAUGCGUGAUAGCCUUCACAAUUUUGUGGGGACACCUCGGUCAGAGUAUGCAAAAUACAAGGAUGUAGAUUGGGAUGUCUCGGUUUCAGCUUAG